Leptidea sinapis is the source of this 2074-nucleotide messenger RNA. RefSeq names its product CLIP domain-containing serine protease B4-like. Lineage: Eukaryota; Metazoa; Arthropoda; Insecta; Lepidoptera; Pieridae. Bases 47 to 1168 code for a protein of 373 amino acids. Gene Ontology annotation, molecular function: serine-type endopeptidase activity. The record is from RefSeq and is a predicted model, not a curated record. The transcript is spliced from 9 exons. Gene Ontology annotation, biological process: proteolysis.
CGCGCAAGACCACAAAAUGUGAUAAUUGUUAAUUGUCAUCGUUUGAAUGGUGGAGUUUGAAGUGCAUCUGUAUGUAAAUUAUUUCAAGAUGGCUGUACUACUGUUGUGUUUUUUUAUUUUUAGCUUAGCAAGUGCGCAGUUUGGAAGUAUAUCUGUAAGUGUUGGAAUGGGGCGAAAUGCUGAUGAUGCAUCUAGUUACUAUUCAAGAUGUCCACCCAAAACCACGUGUAUGCCUAUAAGUAUUUGUCCGUUUCUACAAGAUUUACUCGACUUUACAUGUUUUACGUCAGACAGAUACUUCCAUCGGCUUAACGAGUUGACAUGUGGAAGCUCGAGUGAAGAAGACUUCGUUUGCUGUCCAUCCUGCGACUGCGGGAGGGUGUACCAGCCUGGCACUCCUGAGUGCGGGGUGAGCAUGGUCCGUGGAGUGGACUAUAACGGCCUGGGAACACACCCUUGGGUGGCCAGGAUUGGAUUUACAAAUAAAGAUUCUGGCAGCGUCAGGUUUGCGUGUAGCGGCUCCAUAAUAGCAAAGCGAGUUAUUUUAACAGCAGCGCACUGCGCUUUGGCGAAACCUGAAGGCUAUAAGCUCUCAACGGUCGUGGUAGGAGAAUGGGACAUCAGUCGGAGUCCUGACUGCAGUGAUUACUUCUGUGCUCCUACCACUCAGGCUAUAAAGGUGGAGAGUGUGUCCGUCCAUCCAGGGUACGAACAGAAAAUCUUCAGACAUGAUGUUGCUUUGAUAAUGUUGAAAGAAGAAAUUAAAUAUUCUGUGACAGCAGCGCCGAUCUGCCUGAAUGAUAAGCCGGAAGUCGUGAUCAACGAGCGAGCCAUGCUUGUCGGAUGGGGAAAAUUAUCGGGACAGAGCACUCCGGUAAGCCUGCAACAACAGCUGGACCUACCUUUAGUACCGCUGGAGAUGUGUGAGAAGAUAUUUGGAGAGUCAGUGCCGAUCCAUGAGGGACAAUUGUGUGCAGGAGGGGAAGAGGGCAGAGACGCUUGCUCCGGCUUCGGCGGAGCUCCUCUGCUUUCAACGAGAGAUGGACAGUUUUUUCAAAUCGGAAUCGUUUCAUUUGGUUCAGAGAACUGCGGAAGCGAAGGUGUUCCGAGUGUUUACACAAACGUUGCUCACUACUACCGGUGGAUCGUGGAUAAUUCACCUUCAUAAUUAUAACAGAGAUUCUACUAACUAUAUUUAAUCUGGAGAACCCUAAAUUACCCCAAAUCCGGGGAGAAUAAGGACAUAAACUUCAGGGUGAUCAAAAAAUCAAAAUAAAUGUUCAUAAAGAAUUGGAUCUCUUUCUCCUCCUGGAUCAAAAAAUGAUAUUUAAAUUUCGGUCAGUAAAUACUAUAGUAAUAGCUAAAUCUAAAACAGGAAGAGGUAUUAAAAAUAAUAACGCUGUAACUCCUACUGCCAAAUAAAGGUAUUUGAUCAAAUGAUAAAUUAUUAAUUCGUAAUUAUAUUAAUAAUAGUUGUAAUAAAAUUAAUUGCUCCAAAAUAGAAGAAAUUCUAGCUACGUGUAGGGAAAAGAUAGCUAAAUUUACUGAGGAUUUUCUGUAAUGAAUCUCAUAGUAAGAGUGUAGCUAGAAUACAAGUUAUGGUCCCAGUAGACGUCUUAAUACGUAAUCUGUGGUCAAGUGUAUUGCUGUCUCUUGUAUGUAUUUAUUUAUUUUUUUAUUGGAAAAACAACAAAUACAUAUCAUAUAUCUAGGUUUACAAAUGAUAUGGUGAGCAUAUUACUUUUAGCAUUUCACCAGUUUCACAGGAGACUCCUUUGCACAGGAUGCCGGCUAUAUUAGUGCUACUACAACGGCGCCUAUUUCUGCCGUGAAGCAGUAAUGUGUUAACUCUACUGUGUAUCGGUCUGAAGGGCGCCUUGGCUAGUGAAAUUACUGGGCAAAUGAGACUUAGUCUCUUAUGUAUCAAGGUGACGAGCGCAAUUGUAGUGCCGCUCAGAAUUUUUACGCUUUUCAAGAAUCCUGAGCGGCACUGCAUUGUAAUGGACAGGGCGUGUCAAUUACCAUCAGCUGAACGUCCUGCUCGUCUCGUUCCAUGUUUUCAUAAAAAUAAAAA